Messenger RNA from Drechmeria coniospora, 831 nucleotides. Its product is annotated as acetyltransferase, GNAT family. The record is from RefSeq and is a predicted model, not a curated record. The transcript has a single exon. Bases 1 to 831 code for a protein of 276 amino acids. Lineage: Eukaryota; Fungi; Ascomycota; Sordariomycetes; Hypocreales; Ophiocordycipitaceae.
AUGGGUACCCCCUUCAUCACCUUGCUCGAGCCUAGCAAGCUCGAGGGAUACCAGGCCGGAGUGCCCCAUGACGACCAAUCGGCACAGAUCCCACGGGCGUUCCUCGACGCCAUGGCCGUCCGCGAGACGGUUUUCGUGCACGAGCAGCAGGUGCCGCUCGAGAAUGAGUUCGACGACGACGAUGCCCGUUCGUGCCACUGGGUCGUCUACGCCAGCAUCAACAUGACCGAGGAGCUCGAGGUGCGAGACGAGGACGGCAACGUCGUCCAGCCUCGGAGGAGCUCGACAAGGACGACGCCCAUCGGAACCAUUCGCUUGGUUCCCUUCCCGCACGAGCCCCAUCCCCAAAACGGCGGCAGGUAUUGGAAUGGAGUUUUGGAGCCGGCAGGCGACCGACGAGUGGCGGGCCUCGCCGAUGCGUCGAUUCCAAGCAAGACGCCCCCGACGGACCGCGCUACCUCGUUCCACGACGGCAAGGAACCGUACGUGAAGCUCGGCAGGCUUGCCGUCGUAAAGGACUUUCGAGGGAACAAGCUCGCCGGCCUGCUCGUCGACACGGUCCUGUCCUGGCUGAAAUCGAACCCGACCUACUUCGACCCGAGCAUCACCGAGCUCGGCCUCGAACAACUGGGUGCCUCGAAGGAGACGGAGAUUCCCAAGUGGAGAGGACUCGUCUACGUUCACGCGCAGGAGCAGGUUGUGGGCGCCUGGACGAAAUGGGGCUUCCAAGUCGAUGACGCCAUGGGCAGGUGGUGGGAGGAGGGCAUACCGCACGUCGGCAUGUUCCUGCGGCUGCGCAUCAGCUCUAAGGAGGCCCGCAUCUUGACGUAA